AUGGGACAAUUGGCAAAACAAUUGGCAGACCGACCGUCAAGCAUCUUUGGAGCCAACACAGAGAAGAAUCCUAAGGAGGAGUGCAAAGUUGUUAUGACUAAAAGCAAAACGGUGAGCAUGAAUGAAGGAGAGAAGAGGAUAGGUGAUGAAAAACAACAACUGGUGACUGAGCCAGCAAUUGACCCAGUGAUGGAACCUUUGAGUGAGACUGAGGAAGAAGUGGAAGCAGAAGAUGAUCAGCGGAAGGAGAUACCUAUAAUUAUGAGUGAAAAAGAAAUAACUCUACAACAGAUGCCGCUCUAUGCUAAAUUUCUGAAAGACAUGCUAACUAGGAAGAACAAGUACAUCCAUAGUGACACCAUAGUUGUGGAGGGAAACUGCAAUGCCGUAAUUCAACGUAUCCUUCCACCAAAACAUAAAGAUCCAGGCAGCGUCCCUAUACCUUGUCCUAUAGGUGAAGUUUUUGUUGGCAGAGCUCUUAUAGAUUUGGGAGCCAGUAUUAAUUUGAUGCUGCUUUCCAUGUGCCGGAGACUUGGAGAGUUGGAGAUAAUGCCUACUAGGAUGACUUUACAGUUAACAGAUCGCUCCAUCACCAGACCUUAUGGAGUGAUUGAGGAUGUUCUGGUUCGGGUCAAGCAUCUUAUCUUUCAUGCUGACUUUGUUGUAAUGGACAUUGAGGAAGAUGUAGAUAUUCCCUUGAUUUUGGGACAUCCAUUUAUGUCUACUGCAAGUUGUGUAGUGGACAUGGGGAAGAAAAACUUAGAAAUGGGUAUUGAAGACCAACAAAUCAGCUUUGAUCUAUUUAAUGAAGAAAGAAAAUUGAUGGACCAGAAUGUUUGUUUACAGGUGAAGGAUUUUGAUGAGAAGGUUCUGAAGGAAAGAACCAAGAUUGAUCCAGGAUAA
This is a messenger RNA of Glycine soja, 903 nucleotides long. RefSeq lists its product as uncharacterized. The transcript is spliced from 2 exons. NCBI's taxonomy places the organism in Eukaryota, Viridiplantae, Streptophyta, Magnoliopsida, Fabales, Fabaceae. The coding region runs from base 1 to 903 and encodes 300 amino acids. The record is from RefSeq and is a predicted model, not a curated record.